UAUCCGCACUUUCUGAUACCCGAAUGACACUGACGAAGGCCAUGUUAAAGUGUUUAUAAAAAUAACAGUUCGAUUUUCGCGUACGAGAACGUUACUUUAAAAUGCUAAAAUGAUUUAUGGCCAAAAAUUGGUGAAAUUCGUAGUUUUCCAAAUCUUGGUGACCACGACUUAUUACACUAAUGGAUACGACUGCAGAACUGGAGUAGCAGGCAACUCUUCAGAAAAUCUCAGAUGUCGGCUAUUUUCAAAUUAUUCAUCUACCCUGAAGGAUGAUAGUUUGAACGAUUACUUUCAAAUAUUCGACUUGAAGAUUUUUUACGCUGAUAUAGAUGUUUCAGGGAUAUUCCAGCUGAUUGGAGACGUAAAAGCGAUCUGGGAAGACGACCAAUUAACCUGGAAACCAAUCGAAUAUAAUAACACAUAUUCCCUGGAUAUUCGGAAUAACUAUCAGCAAAUAUGGAAACCGGAGUUCACAUUGAUCAACUACGUAUUUCGUGAGAAUAACCCCUUAUUUAAUUCUGGAGACUAUUCCAUCACAGUAUGGCAUAACGGAACAGUAACAUACUGCGCGAGAUCCGUCAGCAUUCAAGCAAGAUGCCCUAUCAUUAUAAAAAAUAGACCAUGGUUUAAUCAUACUUGUCAGCUUGAUGUUAAAACCAACCCUGUAGAUAUCUUAUUCAACAUUCAUAAUCAAACUGAAUCUUCACCCCAUCAGCUUUGCAACAAUUCAGCGCCUAGUUUAAAUUCAAGUAUCGAAUCACCAUGGAUAGUUCAAGACUAUAAGAAGGUACUGAAAGAUAGCACCUAUGGAUCGAACUCGUAUGAUUUAAUAUCGAUUAUCAUCGAACUGCGCAGAAAUAUUGACGUUUAUAACUCCACACAAUGCAUCUCAUACCCAAGCAGCAAACGUGAUGAAGCGCACUGUUAUUUGUUUUCAAACCCUAGUUUGCGUUUACCUCCUUCUGAAGCUAUUUUACCCACAGCGAGAAUACAGAUUACAUACGUUGAUUUUAAUAUCGAAGAUGGAAUACUUCUAUUAAAUGGAAGACUAUAUUGGUAUUGGGUAGAUGAACGAGUGGACUGGGUACCUAAGAAACUUAUAAAACUUAGAUAUGAGCUUGACGUCGUUCGUGAUUCAGUAUGGAAGCCGAGCUUAACAUUACACAAUGAGUUAUUUCAAGAAGAGUAUCUUCUCAACAACGAAUCUUUUAGUAGAGGCGUGUUCACGUUGACACAGUUCGGGGGCAUUGUCUUAUGGUGGAGGAGAAUGAGUUCACACAUAAGAUGUGACAUCAAAUAUAAUAGUUGGCCAUGGGAUCCUCAAAAGUGUGCCCUUAAUUUCACAUUCGAUACACCAUCUAUGCACAUUGACUUGUCCAUGAUUGAUGAAGAAAUUCAAAAACGAAGAGAAGCGAAGUCACUAUGGACCAUCACCAACGUGAAGAAAGAAAUCAAUUUUCCCAACUUGAUUUUUGAAAUAACUUUUGAAUUGAAGAACCAUUCGUCACAUGUUGUAUUGUGUCUUACAUUUAUAGCUCUAAGUGUGCUGACGCUGACAUCAUUCUUGAUUUCGCCAAUGAGUACGAUUAAACUCGCAUCGAAAAUAACCUCUUUACUACUUCUUGUAAUUUUUAUCACGAUGAUGAUGAAUUCGAUUCCGAAUUUCGCUGUAAGAGCUCCUAAUUUCUUGAUCGGAUUCGUCGUAUUAUUAUUAACGGUGGGAAUAUCCAGCUGUAUUACUGCCUACAUAGUUCAAUUAGCAAUAAAAUCCCAAUCGUAUCAUCCAUCACUGAUCAUGAAAUCUACGAAUUCGGAUGAAAACAAAUCCUUUAACGACGCGGUAGAGGCAACAGUAUCUGAGGACAUUACCCAAACUGAGGAUGAAUACGUGUCUGAAGACUCACUAUCGAAAAAAACUCAAGACGAAUGGUUGAAAAUAGCAUCAUUUAUUGAAUAUUCAUCAUUUGCGAUCAGUUUGAUAGUUGCUCUAAUCCUAACCAUGAGUUUAAUAAUCUGAAUUUAUCUUCUACGAAGGAUUCGAAACACAAUCAAUACACAAUACACAUUGUACAUAAUUCAUUAUUUUUAUAAGUUCAUAUUCUUUCAUUCGAGAAAAUCUCAAAAAGAUUGGUUGCAUAAACAGCCUCAGUUAUUGAUUAAUGAAUAUUCAUCAUUUGGUUUUAGUUUGAUUGUUGCUAUAAUUCUAGUCAUAAGUUUAAUGAUUUGAAUCUUUCCUUCGCCCUCUCUCUUCUGCUAUACCUAAUUACCUACCUAUGUAAUUCAUCAAUAGCAUACACAAGCCCAUGAUCAAGCAAUAAAAUGUACUCAACUUAAAAAAAUAAAAAAAAUCACCCAAAACAGCACA
Molecule: messenger RNA, 2365 nt
Organism: Planococcus citri (citrus mealybug)
Lineage: Eukaryota; Metazoa; Arthropoda; Insecta; Hemiptera; Pseudococcidae
Exons: 14
Coding region: 110-2017 (635 amino acids)
Biological process (GO): monoatomic ion transmembrane transport; nervous system process; chemical synaptic transmission
Cellular component (GO): plasma membrane; neuron projection; synapse
Molecular function (GO): excitatory extracellular ligand-gated monoatomic ion channel activity; transmembrane signaling receptor activity; transmitter-gated monoatomic ion channel activity involved in regulation of postsynaptic membrane potential
Source: RefSeq, a predicted model, not a curated record